GCCGUCUGAAGGAAAAUAAAAAUUUUGUUGAACAGGUUUUUGCUGCAAACCUCUCGAUUUUGAGAAAUAAUCAAGCGAAAUAACGUUUUUCACACUCACGUAGUUGUUAGUAUGUCACCACACUUUAGCUGUUAGAGCGAUACUGUGAUAAAAUGGCUGCGAAGGAAGGGGACGAAGUCUUCAAAGUGCCAGUUGGGCGUGCUCCACAGGCAAAACGUGCUUCACUUCCGGCGAUAGAAAUCAGCAAGGCCACAAGGGCAAAUGAGCAAGGAAGGAUGAUGAACCGUGAGGUGCCUUCGAGCCGUUCAUUCACCAAUCUUCUGCAAGUCAAAGAUGGACUGUCAAAGACUUUGAGUGCAAGUAAUUUGGCUGCCUUGUCUGACAGCAAUCUGUCAAUCCAGGAAGCUGUGCCUGCCAGAAGUUACGAUGCACCAUACACAUCUAGUCAUGUUGCAAAGCAAUCUUUUGAGAAUUCAGUCAAGCAAUACUACUAUCAACUCACAGAAGGUUGCGGUGAUGAGAAAUGUCUCAACAAAUUUUGCUUUUCAUCAAAAAACUGUGUUCAGCUGACUCCAGCACUCACCCUGCUGUUUAGCAUAGAGCUAGCUGCAAGCAACAGGGCAUGCCUCUGCAAGACCGACAAGAGUUCACACCGACCACUGCCAAAACCUGAAUUCCAACCCGACUCCGAGGACACCACAAGUCCCUCUUUCAUCUAUGCACUGUACUCAAGCUCACCCUUUGAGACGCUGUUCCGUGAAGCAUCCCGGCCACCAUCUCGUUCCAGUCUUCAAAUCCUACUUCCAUCGCCACUUCAUCACUCACGCAUCGGAAGCAUCAGCCUCACCCCCUCGUUAGAAAAUCUGGCGUUUGCUUGUAGGAGCAAGGUUGAUAGUAAUAAUGUCAAGAUGCCCUCUGGUCUCAUUGUGCCCACUCCGAAUGACAUCCGUAGUAGACUCAUCGCCGCUGAUGACAGUAUUGUAGGCCAGCCAGUCAAGCCAAGGGCCCUGUGUAGACAACUGAGUAACAGCCUAGGCAAUCUCUCUGGGUCGUCGGAACUCAAUUCCUUUGGCAGUUUCUCGCACGUGCUGAGUUACUCCCUGAACCAGAUCCGCCUCGAGAACGCUCUCCUUGUCCCAAGCAGGAGCAUGAGUCACAGCAGUUUGAACGAAGUGUCUUCCAUUGGUUCAGAUGGCUUACACUUUGAUCCAUCUGUGGACGGGGACUUUGGAGACAACCUCGAGGAGUUAGAAAGGCAGCUACAGCUCGAGUUGAGCUAUGGACGAAUGCAGGAGUUCUCACUGACCCAUCUCAACAUUCCUAUGUUACAGUGUGCUCUUGAGAAGUAUUCUGAGACUCAAGAUCCAUCAUUUUUGCUCAAUACAAUCCGCACUGUCUUCUCUUCAUCAGACUCACUCAACAAUAGUUUUAAGAACGAUGAAUCCCUACCGAUUUGUGCCAGGAAUAUCGACUUGAAGGGCGUUCGACAGGCUUAUGACCUCUUGAUAAAACAGGACUCGUUGGUGCCCUGUCUGCGUAAUUCAAUAGAAAUCCUCCUCUCUCAUUUACCAAAUGUUCAAAUACAGCCACAGGAGGUGAACCAGCUUGCGAUACUCCUCGAGUGCCCACUCUUCCGGAAGAGACGCAAUCAUGCUCUGAGGCAGAAACUGUGCGUUGUCCUGUCUGGUUUGCUGCCUGCCACCAAGGAAGCGUUCUGUGAGGUGAUGAUUAUGUACGAUGGUGAUCUCUUUGAGAAACGUAUGGGAAUGCUGAAGGAUCAUUUGAUGUUGUCACUCAGGCAUAAUCAGAGGUCUGAGCCUCCCAUGAUAGCUAUGGCCGAGACACUGUCCAUAUUCUAUGAAGCUAAUGCACUCCAGGAAAAAAAGACGGGUACUCCUAUCAUUCCAUAUCGAAUGUUCUAUGUUGGGGAGCUUGGCAGGAAACUUGACUACAAGGCAGAAUACGAGUGCUGGUGUAAAAGCCACCUUGACCCUGUCACGCCGACAUCAAGUCAACCCCAGCACGAGACAUCACUUCUACAUUACUCAUUCCUACUCGAUCCUUCUUCCAAAGUUCACGCACUACAUCUAGACGCUGUCAUUCAGAUGAGACGGGUGUACCAGGAGGCCAUUCUUCAUCAAGCAAGGGUCAACCAGGUACAGAAAUACCUGCGCGAUUUCAGCCGGUGUCCACGCCUGCCAAAUGCCGUCAAGUCAGCCAUGUGUCCAUAUUUGGUGCUCGAGGUGCGGCGGGAUCACCUCAUCGAUGACACGAUAUCUCAGAUCAGACUGAAAGAAGUUGAUCUCAAGAAGCCUCUCAAGAUCAAGUAUAUUGGAGGUGGCGAGCAGGGUUUGGACAUGGGCGGGCUCCAGAAGGAGUUCUUCCAGUUAGUCUGCACGGAGAUCUUCGAUCAAGACUAUGGCAUGUUCAUAUAUUCAGAAGAGACGAGGAAUCUCUGGUUAAAUGGUGCUUCAUUCGACUCUGAUGAAGAGUUUGAAUUAGUAGGAAUAUUAUUAGGUUUAGCAAUCUACAACGGCAUCAUCCUCGAUAUCCGGUUCCCGUUAGCGAUCUACAAGCAGUUGCAAGAACAGGCACUCACUCUGAGUGACUUGAGUCAGGUUGAGCCUGUCAUCUUCAGCAGCCUGGUCGAGCUGUUGGCCUUCGAUGGUGAUGUUGAGGACACAUUUUGCCUUACAUUCCAGGCAACAACUCAAUGGUACGGUGAAACCAUAACUGUUGAUCUCAUUCCAAAUGGUGCUGAAAUCAUGGUGACCAACGAAAAUCGCCAUUCUUACGUCGAGUCUUACAUCAAGUACCUGCUUACUGAGAGUAUAACCAAACAGUUUGCGGCGUUCACGCGUGGAUUCCACAAAGUCUGUGAUAGCCAUGUAUUGUCCUUGUUUAGACCUGAAGAAAUUGAAUUACUUGUCUGUGGGAGCCCAGAUUUCGACUUUGAUGCUUUUGAGCGUUCAGCCUCGUAUGACGAUGGCUACCACAAAGACCAUCGCGUGAUCAAGUGGUUCUGGCUGACGGUUCAUGAUUACUCGCCGGAGCAGAAACGCCAGCUGCUGCACUUCAUCACGGGCAGCGAUCGGGUCCCGCUGAAGGGCCUGAGUCAUCUUCCCAUCAUCAUACAGCGAAAUGGAGCAGAUUCUGACAAAUUACCAGCCGCUAUGACGUGUUUCAACAGAUUCCUGUUACCAGAGUACAGCUCUGAAAAGAAGGUUCGAGAGAAGAUCACAAUCGCCAUCGAAAAUGGGAAAGGUUUUGGACUGCAGUGAAGAAGAUUAGUGACAGUGGAGAUAUGUUUAUUUCUGUGGCUUCUGUGAGCUUGACUCAAGGCUAUGAUGGGUGUAAAGAGACAUCUUUCAUUUCAACUGUUUGUGCCCUGCUACAUUGGGAAGUCUGUUAUGAAGACAUUGGAUAAUUAAGUGGUAUGAUAUUGGACUCUCUCUGUGGAUGUUAGCAAGGGACAUGACUGCCAUGGUUGGUUUCAUCAUGGCUGUAAUGUAGUCCACACUAAUCAGUUCUCCAUAACUAUUCAUCAUUACCGGCUGUGCACGAAGUUAUAGCCAAAGUUAAUGAGUCAGAAGGGAGGGUUGGCCUGCGGUGCUCUGGUAUUGUCCAGAAUCUGAAUCUGAAGUGAAAAGUAAAUGGGCCAUUGUGAGACGAGAGUUGUGGGAACAAACUGCAAAGACCAUGUGAAGCCAGUGUGGGCUCAAGUGUUGGCCGAAUAGGCUAACUGGUUAGUUUGAAGGGCAGAAUCUGCUGGUCAGAUAAUAGGCUUUUAGUGUUAUUUACAUGAAAGGAGGGCAGAAUUGAAAUGUCCAGGUUCAGAAUACUAGCAAUGAUUUGACGACAUAGGGAAGGACCAUUGAUUGACAAUCACCAACAUUUCAUUUUCUUUUUCAAUAAACUACCUACUCGAAACUUAAUUGACAUCUGCUGGACAGAUUAUAAAUGUUGUGAGCAUCAUACUUAAAGACUUUUUCCCUUGUCAAAUAUUUUACUUGAAUCUGAAUAUGGUCGUUACUACGUAGCUUUAUGAUACUCUUAUUCAACAAAUUAGUGUGAUACAUAGAUAUAAUCAGUACGGUACUUUUAGCACACAGUCGGGACUAUGGCAAAUGUACAGUAAAUGUAGACAGCGAUGGUUUAUUGGCUCGACAGUAUAGAUGAAUUUUUCGACAGUUUUCAGUGAAAGUUCAGGCAGUGUUCUCCGCUGCCCAUUUUACGCUGGUGGUAUUAAAUUCCAUGCCACGAGACUAGAAAUGGAGAAGUUCAAUCUCAAACAUCUAAGCUUACCACCAAGCUGAGGUGGAGAGUUGAGAGACAAAAGUAUUUUUUGCACCAAAGUUUUCACUUUGGAUGAGAGACUUUCUCUAUUCGUUCUGAUAAUUUUCAUUUGGUUACUGCACUUACCUGUGUAUGUUGCACAUCGUAUCUGUUCCGAAAUACUUUCUUAAUGUUCUCUGUGGCGUACUCAAAAUAAUUGUACAAUGUAGACUGGCCAUCUUGGCCCAGAACUUUUAUCUUCCUCAAAGCAUAUAUAUUUUAUUCAAACUUAGGCAUUUUGCCGCAUAUUUUAUUCUUCAAGCAGCAAUUCAUAGUGCAGUGAAGGAUUUGUUUUGUUUCAGAUAAAUUUAUUUUAUGGAGUGAUGCACUCUCAUAUUAUGAAGACCUAGUAGUUUUAGCUCUUGAUACAAAUAUGAAUUUUGUUAUUUCUGUUGUAGUUUGUAACUAAAAACUAUCUGAUGAGCUUUAAUGGGAAACCCAAGGUUACACUUCAACUAUUUCAGUAUGUACUGAGCUUUUGUAUGAAACUCAAACUUGUAUGUUGGGUGAGGCAUUGUAUAGGUGCAAAAUGGCAAAGAAAUACAAAAUAUUCAGAUCAUUACAUUCGGAGCUAUCCGUUAUACACAGAAAAGUCAGCAUUUUCAGGCAAUCCAUCAAAAGAUCUUUGAAAAAACAAAUUUGUGAUGGCUUCCCGCUCAGAUGUGUACAUCCUAAAAUGGAUGGCGCCUACAUGUAUCUGUUCGAUAUUACUAUAAAGUCAACAAUAUGUUUUAGAUGGAACAUCUAGAUAGUGGCUAUUUACUUACAUUAAAAUGAAGAUUGUACAUACUAGUAAUGAUGCAUCCUAAAUUAUUCAACCCCAAUUAGCUGUACAUUUUAUUUAUUUCUCUUUCAAUUUUUUUUUUUUCUGAUACAUGUACCUGUUAAUGUGAAUUAUAGCCAAAUGACAGUAUUUCUUCCAUCUUAUUAUUCAAGGUAAUAACCAAGAGAAUGUUUUGUGUACAUGUAGUCGGAAAUUUGACCAUUCUCAUAGCAUUCGUACAACUGGCAAUAUCCACUAUAUUUGUAUAAGAAGGAAUUUCUCUCAAAUUGUUCAUCUUCGUUGUGUGCAAUUUCAAGCUUCAGUGGAUUAUAAGGAAGUGAUGUUGCAAUGGAGUGGAAGUUUUUUGUAAAUCUGAAGAUGUUUAGCUAACUUUCUUUAAAACUUAAAAAAGCCUUAGACUUGAUGACUAAGAUUUGAAUUAGACUAUUUUUCAUUUUGUCGAUGAGGAUACUUACAUGUACCAGAGGAAGAGGUAUUGAAACGGUUGUUUCUGUUUGAGUAAAAGUAUCUUCUCAGAGGUUUAGGAUUGUGUGCUUAAAGCAUUUUUAUUCUUUACCCUUGAAUUGUACCUCGUCUUUGACACACUAAUGAAGUCUCCUUCAAAAGCACAACCUACACUACAUCCCUUUGAUAAUAUCGUGUGACAAACAAAUAUGAUGUCUUCAAUUUUUGCCAUGCAGUUUGCCGAUUUUGAGGCAAAACAAAACUCGCACAGACGGCUCUUAUCUUGUAUUAUUGUAAAACGUUUGACUUUUCCUUCCAUAUGUAUUGUAAUUCCGUUUGCUUGAGAAAAAUAUGCUCAAAAAAGGCUAAGAAAUCCCGGUUUUGCCCCUACAGCUUGUGGAUAUUGCUUUACGUGACAUCAUAUUGAAUUAAUUCUCUGAUCAGUAUAUUAUAACUGUAAAAUUUUGUCAUUGUGCCAAUAAAUGAUGAA
This is a messenger RNA of Lineus longissimus, 6053 nucleotides long. Its product is annotated as probable E3 ubiquitin-protein ligase HECTD2. The record is from RefSeq and is a predicted model, not a curated record. The transcript has 20 exons. Gene Ontology annotation, molecular function: ubiquitin protein ligase activity. NCBI's taxonomy places the organism in Eukaryota, Metazoa, Nemertea, Pilidiophora, Heteronemertea, Lineidae. Gene Ontology annotation, biological process: protein polyubiquitination. Bases 153 to 3281 code for a protein of 1042 amino acids.